This is a messenger RNA of Yarrowia lipolytica CLIB122, 498 nucleotides long. RefSeq lists its product as uncharacterized. Gene Ontology annotation, cellular component: mitochondrial intermembrane space; riboflavin synthase complex; intracellular anatomical structure. Gene Ontology annotation, biological process: riboflavin biosynthetic process. Gene Ontology annotation, molecular function: 6,7-dimethyl-8-ribityllumazine synthase activity. NCBI's taxonomy places the organism in Eukaryota, Fungi, Ascomycota, Dipodascomycetes, Dipodascales. The record is from RefSeq and is a predicted model, not a curated record.
AUGACCGACUGUACUAUUAAGGGUGUUGGCGCUUCUGACGCCAUUUACGACGGCUCCGACUUCAAGAUCGCCAUUGUGCACGCGCGAUGGAACGAGCAGGUGAUCAAGGCUCUGCUCGACGGAACCAUCUCUUCUCUGUGCGGCUUCAAGGUCAAGCGAGAGAACAUUUUCAUCGAGUCUGUGCCCGGCUCGUACGAGCUGCCCUACAUCACCCACCUGAUGGCAGACUCGCACAAGUACGACGCUGUCAUCUCCAUCGGCGUGCUCAUCAAGGGCUCCACCAUGCACUUUGAGUACAUUGCCGACGCCGUUUCCCAGGGCCUCAUGCAAUCCCAGAUCGCCACCAAGACCCCCGUCAUUUUCGGCGUGCUCACCUGUCUGACCGAGGAGCAGGCUCUUCAGCGAGCUGGUCUCACUCCUGAUGGACACAACCACGGAGAGGACUGGGGAGCUGCUGCCGUUGAGAUGGCUGCCAAGCGACAUCUUUACCUGCAGUAG